CCAUCAACGUUGACCAGACAUCAUCAGCAGCAGCAGCCAGGCCCGGCAGAGGUAAAGACUCAGGCCUUUCUCGUUCGUCAGGUUAGAUCCGCACGACCGUCGUUUACUUCCACCGCACCGAGUGACCUGAAACGAACAUCACCAUCAUCACCAGCAUGGCGUGCGCGGUGGCUACCCCAUUGCCGGAGCCGAUGGACGACUUCCCGGCGUGGCUGGAGGCGCAGGGCGUGAACCAGGAGGUGGCUCGGGCCAUGGACUCGGAGCUGGGCAUCCGGGACUACGGGGUCCUGCGCGCCUGCGUCGGGGACGGCCUCGUGCGUGCCGAGCUGCUGGCCGCGGCGCGCGACCGCCUGCCCUUCGGCUUCUACGCCGUGCUGCGGCAGGUGGUGAAGGCCCUGCGGGGCGACGGGCACCACGAUGAUGCGGCCGCCGCCUACCCUGGCGACGUGACGCUGGGAGGGCUGGUGGACGUGCUGCUCGCUCUGUUCAGCGGCCUGAGCCGGGAGCUGCUGCUGUCCGCGCGGAGGCUGGGCGAGUGGGAUGGACUGACGCAUCCCACAGGUUUAUCAGCCACGGGCGCUGACAGUCCUGAAGAUGUGGGGCUGGGAGCCAUGGAUGACCAAGAAACCAGUGACGGGGGUUUCGCUUUAACCGCCGCAAGAGCAGCUGCCCCCUUGGAUGCGGUAGAUUUCGGUGUUUGUGUAGCAGAAGAUGAGGCCGAGGAGCCAAAGUUGUUGUCUGAUGAACUUCUCCAACGCGAUCAGUUGAUGACCAUCAAAGUUGAGACCUGCGCUGACCUAGCUGAACAGAGCCUGGCUUUGGGCGUUGACGAUUCUGGCUCCAGCCGGAAGGAGCGGAUCGUAAAAGCGGAGAGCUUUGACGGCAGCAACCACUCUCGCGAUCGCCCGCGACUCCUCAUUGCGGACGUGAAAUCGCUGCAGGCGGCCCAAGCAAACUCUCCGCUCGUCGACAACUACCUCCGCUUUCCCCGGACGCAUCAUCCGGCGGCCGACGUGAGACGCGGCAACAAAGCCGCGGCGGCGGCGGCGGUCGCCACGAGCACGCCCGAUCAGCUCGCGAUGGGCCGUGCGCUCGGCUGGGAGGCCGCGGGCAAGGACGCGGCCUACCGGAAGUAUCCCGCCGCGGACGACGAUCCGCUCCCGGCGUGCCACAGCUGCGGGAUCUGCGGGAAGACCUUCUCCAUGCGGCGCAACCUGACGCACCACCAGCGCAUGCACACGGGGGAGAGGCCGCACCGAUGCAAGGUGUGCGGCCAGGAGUUCUCGCGGGUGGACACGCUGAAGCGGCACGAGCGCACGCACACUGGCGAGAGGCCGUACCAGUGCAAGGUGUGCGGGCAGGACUUCCCGCUGCCGGGCACACUGAAACGCCACCAGCGCAAGCACACGGGCGAGAAGCCGUACAGCUGCGACACGUGCGGUCAGACCUUCGCUUGGAAGAACGUCCUCAAAGACCACGAGCGAACGCACACGGGCGAGAAGCCCUUCCGCUGCGACGUCUGCGGUCGGGCGUUCACGCAGUCGUCCUCUCUGAAGUUCCACCAGCGCAAACACGCAGGAGCUUUCGCGCCGGUGAUGAUUAUCUGAAACGGUCCUCUCCCCCCUAGGUAGGCUCGGCCUCAAACGAGUAGCUGGUGCGGUGUGUAGUUAACAUCGACGCUGGGGAGACAAAGGCGGUCGGGCGUGGUGCUGACCACCCACACCCCUCGUGUGCCGUGCCGGCCUUAAUAGGUGCUACUCGCCAACAGCACUUGCCCCAAUAGUCUGUUAAGGCUAUACUGGGGGGGGGGGAUCUUUGUUUUUGUACAUCUUUCACACCGUACGUAGCCCAUCGUGUUCAUCGGAGGUGCUGGUGGGGGAAGGGGCUAUAUGCUAAAAGCAGUCCUAAAUAAAGAGUUUUUUCAGUUUGCAUUCUUAAAGUUCACAGUUUCAGUGUGAAUCUAAUGGCAGAAGAGAGUUUUCCAGACCAGGUGCAGAGGCACUGCUGAAAGCAUGCGAUGCAGUGGGCCGUCUUCGGUGAGUGGCUGAAAAGCUGUGGGGUUUGGCACGAUAGUCUCGGUGGGCUCUCAUGAAAUUGUCUUUUCCGAGACCAAGGUUCUCUGCAAACCUCCUGGCUACCAUCAAAGGUUUGUACACGAAGCCAUACAAAUAUACAAACACAGACAUAAUUUCAACCGUGAUGACGGUUACAAACUGAGUAAUCAUUGGAAAGAUGUGAUUAACCAUGCAAAAAAGAUUUAACUUACCAUGUUUAGUGGUUGUCUCCUUGUCACAGGUUGAGUCACAAACCGUACCUCUCCAUAACAAAGGCUCACCCUCUUAAGCCUCACCUUACCAUAUUAAUAAAAAGUGUGCUGUUUUUGGCCCUUACCCCCCCCCCCCCUUCUCCAACCAUUAUAUAAACGGAGUGGUAGCUCCUGCAAUCUCUCAUUUACUUGAUACAGCUGUCGUGGCUGUGACGGUUCCACCUGAAGACGGAAGCUUGUGUUGCCUCCGAAACGUGAUUUUUAUUUUAUUUUACUUUUAUUAAUUUUAAUGUUUUACCUACGUGACUUUACCGAAAAAACCUAAGAAUACGAUGGUCUGUGUUUUUUGACAGUCUCUCAGCAAGGUACUGUGGUUCGUUGGCAGCGAGCGCUUUGUCUAAAUAAUAAGCAGAACCUUGUAAUGGAUAUGUUGAGCAAC
Molecule: messenger RNA, 2705 nt
Organism: Lethenteron reissneri (Far Eastern brook lamprey)
Lineage: Eukaryota; Metazoa; Chordata; Hyperoartia; Petromyzontiformes; Petromyzontidae
Product: zinc finger protein 226-like
Biological process (GO): regulation of transcription by RNA polymerase II
Cellular component (GO): nucleus
Molecular function (GO): DNA-binding transcription factor activity, RNA polymerase II-specific
Source: RefSeq, a predicted model, not a curated record